AUGCCGUCGCAGCGCCGAACGAGGCUCUUCGGCGUGCUCUUCCUCGUCACCGUCGUCGUCAUCCUCUACGUGACGCGCUCGGGCACCCAGACACACGUCUCCGACUUCUACACCAAGACGCAGGAGGCGCUGCAGCAGCACGACUUCGCCGAGGCCGCCAAGCAGCGCGACGCAGACAGCGUAGGCACCCGCCUCAAGGCCGCCGAAGACGCCGCCAAGAAGGCCGCCUCGGAAAAGAGCGCCGAGUACCACAAGGCCGUCGAGGGCAAGGACAAGUCGGUCGCUGGGCGCGUCAAGAUCGAGGGCGACAAGCCCACGCCCGUCCCCGGCGUCGCAGCCCACGGCGGCCGUCCGCGCGACCAGACGGCCAUGAAGGAGCACGAGACGCCCGAGGACCACGACGUCGAGAUGGAGCUCAACGCCAUCCUCAAGAAGAGUCCAACCAUCAUCUUCUCCAAAUCCUACUGCCCCUUCUCCGCCCGCGCCAAGCACAUCCUGCUCGCCAAGUACACAAUCACGCCCGCGCCCUACGUCGUCGAGCUGGACCAGCACCCACUGGGCGCCAAGCUGCAAGACACGCUCGCGCAGAUGACAGGCCGCCGCACCGUCCCCAACGUCCUGAUCCAGGGCAAGAGCAUCGGCGGCGGCGACGACAUGCAGCACCUCGACGACACCGACAAGCUCAUCGAGACCUUCAAGGCCUUGGGCGGCAGCAGGAUCCAGGACGUCGUCCACAACGGCGCGCGCCCUGCCAAGGCUGCUGAUCCCGCCAUGCGCAGGCGCAGGCGCAGGGCUUAG
Ascochyta rabiei is the source of this 798-nucleotide messenger RNA. RefSeq lists its product as uncharacterized. Lineage: Eukaryota; Fungi; Ascomycota; Dothideomycetes; Pleosporales; Didymellaceae. Gene Ontology annotation, biological process: cellular response to oxidative stress. The record is from RefSeq and is a predicted model, not a curated record. Gene Ontology annotation, molecular function: glutathione disulfide oxidoreductase activity. Bases 1 to 798 code for a protein of 265 amino acids. The transcript is spliced from 2 exons. Gene Ontology annotation, cellular component: fungal-type vacuole; cytoplasm; cis-Golgi network.